AUGGCUUCUGCCGAGGUAUCGACACCUUUGAAGACCCAUCGGGGGAUCUUUUCGACAAAGACUGCUGGCGGUCGUUUGCCGCUUACCCCCUCUCCUCGCACUAGAACGACGAGCAAUGCCUCGAUCAGUUCAUCGCCCUUCACCCCAGUCCGUGAAGCUUAUGAUGGCGCUCCAGGUGCUCAGCCAUCUGUUUAUGGAGGGAACCUUGCUUCACACUUCGCCAAAUCAGUGUCCAAGACUAGGGCCUACCGAGAGUCACCAAAAUCGAAUAUUGCCCGUUCUCGGAAAUCACCAAAGCAUCUGGAACUCGGAGUCUCUGAUUGGUCUUUGACUGGAACUGGUCCAUCACAUACUCCAGUUAAGGAACGAGUUCCAAAGAAGUCCGGCGCCACGUCGAAAACAACCAUCCGCAUUCCUCACACAGCUGGCGAUCGAUUCAUUCCAAACCGAAUGGCGAGUGAGGGCUUGACAACAGCUGGUGCUGCAAAGCCAGAAGAGAACCAGCGACCUAAGACAAGCGACGGUUCGGCAGUCCUAGCCAAUGCCGCCAGUGCCUUUGAUAUCAGCAGCCGUAGCUCCGAUGAGGAUCUUACCGCUGCUCUUGAGAAUCUUGGACUCGAUGAUAACGACCCCUCAAGCACAUAUGCACGACCGGCUCCAGAUGCCGUGGCUUAUGAAUCAUCACUGGCGAAUGCCUGUGGCGUGAAACUCAAUACACGUAUCCUAGCCUUCAAGCCUCCUCCACCAGAGUCUUCCAAGCCCAUUGACCUCCGUGCUCAGUACAAUCGUCCGCUCAAACCCAGCAGUGCCCAAUCUGCUCAGUUCCGUCGCCGCGUCCAGACUGCUCCAGAACGUGUCUUGGACGCACCCGGAUUGCUGGAUGACUACUACCUCAACCUCCUCGACUGGAGCUCUGGCAAUCAAGUCGCAAUUGGCUUGGAGCGAAACGUUUACGUGUGGUCCGCCGACACUGGUACAGUAAACUGUCUUCUUGAGUCAGCGCCUGAUACAUACAUCAGCAGUGUCAAGUGGAGUGGUGAUGGAGCCUAUGUUGGUGUUGGUCUAGGAACAGGUGAGGUACAGAUCUGGGACGUUGAGGAAGGCACCAAGCUGCGUAGUAUGUACGGGCACGAUACCCGUGUCGGUGUGAUGGGCUGGUCCAAACACACACUGUCUACGGGCGCAAGGAGCGGUCUUGUGUUCAACCACGAUGUGCGCAUCGCUCAACACAAAGUCGCAGAGCUUGUGUCUCAUACCUCCGAAGUUUGCGGUUUAGAAUGGAGAUCGGAUGGAGCGCAACUAGCCACUGGAGGCAACGACAACCUCGUCAACAUCUGGGACGCACGAUCUCUGAGCGCACCCAAGUUCACCAAGACCAACCACCGUGCUGCUGUCAAGGCAUUGAGUUGGUGCCCGUGGCAACUCAACUUACUCGCAACUGGAGGCGGUUCCUAUGACCGACACAUCCACUUCUGGAACACUACAACUGGCGCCCGCACUAACAGUAUCGAUACCGGAUCGCAAGUAACAAGUCUCCGCUGGAGCAACCACUACCGAGAGAUUGUUAGCUCUAGUGGAUUCCCCGAUAACUCGUUGAGCAUCUGGAGCUAUCCAACAUUGGUUCGCAAUGUUGAAAUCCCUGCUCAUGAGACUCGUGUCCUACACAGUUGUUUGAGCCCGGAUGGCCAAAUGCUCGCAACGGCCGCUGCGGAUGAGAGCUUGAAGUUCUGGAAGAUCUUUGAACGCAAGCCUGGCACAAGUGCCGCUGCUGCUCGUGAAGGAGGUGUAGGCAGCAAAGCUCAAAUGACCAAGUCCAUGACUAUUCGAUAG
Messenger RNA from Talaromyces stipitatus ATCC 10500, 1830 nucleotides. Its product is annotated as cell division cycle protein Cdc20, putative. Gene Ontology annotation, biological process: positive regulation of anaphase-promoting complex-dependent catabolic process; anaphase-promoting complex-dependent catabolic process; positive regulation of ubiquitin protein ligase activity. Bases 1 to 1830 code for a protein of 609 amino acids. Gene Ontology annotation, cellular component: anaphase-promoting complex. Lineage: Eukaryota; Fungi; Ascomycota; Eurotiomycetes; Eurotiales; Trichocomaceae. The record is from RefSeq and is a predicted model, not a curated record. Gene Ontology annotation, molecular function: ubiquitin ligase activator activity; anaphase-promoting complex binding; protein binding. The transcript is spliced from 2 exons.